AUAAUUAAUUUAGGCGUAAAGUAAUAAUAAAACAAAUACAUUUCAAUAAUUUAGAAAAAAGAUAUAAACAUAGAAAUAUAUGAAUCCCUCUAAAAUUAGCUAUUGUUAAAUUAUUACCUCAUUACUACGGCACGGCAUACGGAAGAAACAAAUAAAAGGCCAACAACAAUACAGUUUAGUUUUUGUUUUUGUAAUCAUUGCUAUUCAUCCAGUCAUUGAACGCACAAGGGGCAAUAGCUAAGGUGGGGUUUGAAGAACAUUUUAAUAAUAUUUUAGGGAGUAAUUUGUUAUUGUAUGCUGGUGCUGGUGCUGGUGCUUCACUAAACAUUUGUACAAGUUUACUGGUGCCGCUUAUAGUGAAAGAAUCAUGUUGAAAAUAGCCGCUGAAGGUUUAAUGCCGAGUUUGGUGGCCUGUAUCCAAGCUAGCUCUUCGGCCCAAAAUGCCUGCCAACGUCUGGCUCCCUUAGCAGUUUCGGCAACACAAAAAUUUCUAUCCCAAAGUCAAGCAACCAAUAAAAAGUACACCGUCAAAGAUCAUUAUGAAUUUGAUCAGAAGGUCAUCAACAGCGAUACCCCUGUCAUUGUCAAUUUCCAUGCAGAAUGGUGUGAUCCUUGCAAAAUUUUAACACCUAAAAUGAUCGAGCUACUGCAGGAUUCAAACGAAAUCGAUUUAGCCAUCAUUGAUGUGGAAUCAAAUACCGAACUGGUGGAAACAUUUGAAGUGAAAGCGGUACCCGCAGUCUUGGCCUUUCGCAAUGGUGUUGUUGUAGAUAAAUUCAUAGGCUUAGUAGAUGCUAAUAGCAUAGAAUCCCUAAUUGACAAAUUGAAGAGUAAAAAUCGCUCAGCUACAGAAACUGAGGCAAAGUAAUCUCAUCUUAAGGAUGCUAGUAGUCGACGUCUUCUUAACGUGUGUGAUGUUAGUAAUGUUCUAUAGAAUCUAAUAGUUAUACAUUUUCCAUAAAAUAUUUGUUUUCAAAUUUGAGAUUUGCCUUAAAACGAUUUAACCAAUCAUCAUAAACUAAUCAACCUUAAAAUCCUUUUUUUUUUAAUUUUGUUUUGUUUUGUCAUAAAAUUUAACAUAAGUUUGUAAAGUUUAAUAAAAAUAUACUAAAUAUA
Stomoxys calcitrans (stable fly) is the source of this 1116-nucleotide messenger RNA. Its product is annotated as thioredoxin, mitochondrial. Gene Ontology annotation, cellular component: cytoplasm. Gene Ontology annotation, molecular function: oxidoreductase activity, acting on a sulfur group of donors, disulfide as acceptor. The transcript is spliced from 3 exons. The record is from RefSeq and is a predicted model, not a curated record. The coding region runs from base 368 to 868 and encodes 166 amino acids. Lineage: Eukaryota; Metazoa; Arthropoda; Insecta; Diptera; Muscidae.